CAGACAGAGACAGAGGCAUAGGCAACCGGCAGCAGGCUGCCCCGGGGACCAGCCGCAGCCAAUGAGCUCCACAGUGGCUGCCUCGGCUGUGCCGGUGGCUGUGACGGCCUCCAAGAAGGAGUCUCCAGGCAGAUGGGGCCUGGGAGAGGAUCCCACAGGUGUGGGCCCCUCGCUGCAGUGCCGCGUGUGUGGGGACAGCAGCAGCGGGAAACACUACGGCAUCUACGCCUGCAACGGCUGCAGCGGCUUCUUCAAGAGGAGCGUGCGGCGGAGGCUCAUCUACAGAUGCCAAGUGGGGGCGGGGAUGUGCCCCGUGGAUAAGGCCCACCGCAACCAGUGCCAGGCCUGCCGGCUGAAGAAGUGCUUACAAGCAGGCAUGAACCAAGAUGCUGUGCAGAACGAGCGCCAACCCCGAAGCAUGGCCCAGGUCCACUUGGAUGGGAUGGAAGCGGGCAGCGAUCCCCAGCCAGAGCCCGUGGUGGCGUCCCCUGCCCUGGCAGGGCCGAGUUCCCGGACCCCCACGUCCGCAUCUGCAGCCAGAGCCGUGGGCCACCACUUUAUGGCCAGCCUCAUCACCGCAGAGACCUGUGCUAAGCUGGAGCCGGAGGAUGCUGAAGAGAAUAUUGACGUCACCAGCAACGACCCCGAGUUCCCCGAAUCUCCCUGCAGUCUGGAUGGCAUCCACGAGACAUCAGCUCGCCUACUCUUCAUGGCCGUCAAAUGGGCCAAAAACUUGCCUGUGUUUUCCAACCUGCCCUUCCGGGACCAGGUCAUCUUGCUGGAAGAGGCAUGGAAUGAACUUUUCCUCCUUGGGGCUAUCCAGUGGUCCCUGCCUCUGGACAGCUGCCCCCUGCUGGCACCACCAGAGGCCUCUGGUGGCUCUCAGAGCAGGCUGGCCUUGGCCAGUGCAGAGAUGCGCUUCCUGCAGGAAACCAUAUCCAGGUUCCGUGCGCUGGCGGUAGACCCCACAGAGUUUGCCUGCAUGAAGGCCCUGGUCCUCUUCAAACCUGAGACACGAGGCCUGAAGGAUCCUGAGCAUGUGGAGGCUUUACAGGACCAGUCCCAGGUGAUGCUAAGCCAGCAUAGCAAGGCUCGACACCCCAGCCAGCCCGUUAGGUUCGGGAAGCUGCUCCUCCUGCUCCCGUCGCUCAGGGGCCUCACGGCCGAGCGCAUCGAGCUCCUCUUCUUCCGGAAGACCAUAGGGAACACGCCCAUGGAGAAGCUCCUGUGUGACAUGUUUAAAACCUAGGGGUGGCAAGUGCCCGCAGCCCGGGCAGCCUUCAGCACACACUUCCUGCCUCUCCUUAGCCAGGCCACCUGCAGGCAUUUGUACCUGGCACAGGUUUCUCCCGAAGUCCAUGAUUGGAAUAUUCGUGCCGUCUUCCUCCUAACAUCCCUAACUCUGUUUGGACAGUAGAGCGCACGGGUGUGUUACAGUCAUAGGAAAAACAGCUGGGGUGGAGAAAACUAAACAGGGUGCACGGACAACAUGGAGCCAGUUCAUAAGCUGAACAAGAGUCAGCCAUGGCUGACAUUUACAACGUCGUCAAGACCAGGGCCAGGGUGGGGAAGGACGGAAGGUGGGAAUGAGAAGAGAAAAGAAAAUGAGAAAAACCAAUCCAGAUGAGGCUGGUAGCGGUAAAGCCAGGAGUCACCCUGGGGUGGGAGAGGGAGAAGGCCCUCGCUAGAAAAGCCCUUUAUUGUGAUCUGGAGGAGACACUGAUAGUCAUUAAACAAUGGGCACUUAAAAGCCAUGUGCUUUGCUGUACUUUCUUUGACCUUAGUUAAAAUAAAACCAGAAAACUG
Molecule: messenger RNA, 1806 nt
Organism: Psammomys obesus (fat sand rat)
Lineage: Eukaryota; Metazoa; Chordata; Mammalia; Rodentia; Muridae
Gene: Nr2e3
Product: nuclear receptor subfamily 2 group E member 3
Exons: 8
Coding region: 62-1249 (395 amino acids)
Biological process (GO): anatomical structure development; cell differentiation; positive regulation of transcription by RNA polymerase II
Molecular function (GO): nuclear receptor activity; zinc ion binding; RNA polymerase II cis-regulatory region sequence-specific DNA binding
Source: RefSeq, a predicted model, not a curated record